AUAAAUAUUUUUUGGGGCUAUUCCACCCGCGUCCUCCUCUGCCUCUCCGCACCUCUUGCCGCUCCGCGCCUCCUCCUCCUCCCUCCUCCCCCCCACUCGCGGUCGCCUCUCCCGAUAGAUCUGGUGCCAGGGUUCGCGGCGCCGGCGGACGUGCGGGGGGAGGGGUCGACGCGUGCCUGGUGGCCGGAGGGGAGGAUGGGGAAUCCGCGUGGCGGCCUCGACGAGCAGAUCGAGCAGCUCCUGCAGUGCAAGCCCCUCGUCGAGCCCGAGUUGAAAGCACUGUGUGAGAAAGCUAAAGAGAUUUUGAUGGAGGAGAGCAAUGUUCAGCCUGUGAGAAGCCCUGUCACGAUAUGUGGUGAUAUUCAUGGUCAGUUUCAUGAUCUUGCGGAACUAUUCAGAAUUGGUGGGAAGUGUCCUGAUACAAACUACCUAUUUAUGGGAGAUUAUGUGGACCGUGGUUACUAUUCUGUUGAAACUGUAUCGGUAGGACUACUAACCAGCACAAUUUUCUUUAGCAGUUACUUAUAUAGCUAUCGUGCUAAGUUUUUCUUUGAAAUCAAACAGCUUCUGGUAGCUUUGAAAGUUCGUUAUCCGCAUCGUCUUACAAUUCUUAGAGGAAACCACGAGAGCCGGCAGAUCACUCAAGUUUAUGGAUUUUAUGAUGAGUGCCUACGGAAGUAUGGGAGUGCUAAUGUAUGGAAAACCUUCACGGAUCUUUUUGACUAUUUACCAUUGACAGCAUUGGUUGAGUCGGAAAUAUUUUGCCUGCAUGGUGGACUAUCACCAUCCAUCGAGACACUUGAUAAUGUCCGCGGCUUCGACCGCAUCCAAGAAGUCCCUCACGAGGGGCCAAUGUGUGACCUUCUAUGGUCUGAUCCUGAUGAUCGAUGUGGUUGGGGCAUUUCACCACGUGGUGCCGGAUACACAUUUGGCCAGGAUAUUUCAGAACAGUUUAACCAUACCAAUAGCCUUAAGCUAAUAGCAAGAGCUCAUCAGUUAGUUAUGGAGGGAUUCAACUGGGCACAUGAGCAAAAGGUUGUGACAAUAUUUAGUGCACCUAACUACUGUUACCGGUGCGGUAACAUGGCCUCGAUCUUGGAGGUGGAUGACUGCAGGGAGCAUACUUUCAUCCAGUUUGAGCCUGCCCCAAGGAGAGGCGAGCCUGACGUGACCCGAAGGACGCCAGACUAUUUCUUGUAAAUGUAGCCUAGGCCAUUCGUUUUUGUUUUAUUUUACGGGAUAGCUUAGGUUAUUCCGACAGCAAACAAAAGAAAGCGCGUGAUAGCUAGAUGCGCCGUGUCCUGUCGUGUGGUCAUAAUUUUUGUUGUUUGGGUCUCGCUCUGUUUUGCUUCACUCCUUUUGUUGUAAUCUGUGUGCUCAUGCUGGGCUCAGGGGUGUGAAUGUGAUGGAUGAUGCUGGUAAAUCAAAGGCCCGGCGUAGUAGUAAUUUUGUUGACUCAAGUUGGCUGUGUAGUAUAACAUGUGACGAUGGCAUUGGUGAUUUUAUGGAUACAGCUGAAGUCGUACACUUUGUAAUAACUUGUGCGCAGUUGCUGUCAACAUUGUGCACAAAUUAACCAAGUUUCGAUCCUGUA
Messenger RNA from Triticum dicoccoides, 1594 nucleotides. RefSeq names its product serine/threonine-protein phosphatase PP2A-2 catalytic subunit-like. The coding region runs from base 196 to 1200 and encodes 334 amino acids. The transcript has 10 exons. NCBI's taxonomy places the organism in Eukaryota, Viridiplantae, Streptophyta, Magnoliopsida, Poales, Poaceae. The record is from RefSeq and is a predicted model, not a curated record. Gene Ontology annotation, molecular function: protein serine/threonine phosphatase activity.